UAUCAUCACAGAAAAUGGAUCCUAUCUCGUGUCCGGCAGCAUGGCUUUGCUUACCCAGCAACGAGAAUAGGGUUACCGACAUGAAGAAUUCCCGGAUUGUAGCACGGACAGCAGUGAGAGAGUAAGACAUUCCCUUUCCGUUCAGACGUCGAGAUGUGUAACCGAUUGGGCCACAUCGAUGGGCAGCUUUCAAAGCCUUCAGCCAACCCCUUGACCAGAUCUCUAGCGCACCCCUGUCACUUACCAGCACCCCCUGCCUGCCGCCCCUGGAGCCGCGCGCCACCAAGAGACAGCAGCGCAACAUCGGCCGGGCAUUUUCAAUGUGGAGACGACUGUUUUCGUGAACUUUGGCCCUGACCUCACCCCUCGCCAAACGUCACAUCGCCAGAGGAGCAAAGGGUCCUAGCGCCCACGAAGCCCUCACUGGCUGCCAUGUUGGGCCGUUCUGCCCGUUCCCAACGACACAGGGUGUGAACGCAGUUGCUAGGGGAUGCUGGUCUGGCUGGCCCACGGCCUUGUCGGGGCCAGACUCUCCACCAUGAAGUGACAUGAGUUCUCCUUUGCAUGGGGGGUCAUGGACCCGAUGUUAUGCCCUCAUGUUGGUAUAAACAGAGUCCUGCCCUCGCCUCCGUUCCCGCUCUUCUCUUUCUCGGUCAGUAGUGUUCAAACGUUUUGUGGUGUGGCAUUUCCUUUACCUUACUCUAACCAACAACCGACGGCAAAGUCAUUCGCUUCUUUGCCUCAAGCUUCUUUUCUUUUCCAACCAUCAUUGGAUUUCUUUGUCGACACAAUCGUUCAGACGACAUCAUCAUUUUAAGCCAGCAUUGUAUCUGAAGGCGCAAGGUUCGCCCGAUAUUCUACCGGCACUCAUUCAGCCCACCGCCAUAAACUAUACCCAGUCUAUUGUUCUACUGUCUAUAUUGACACGUAGCUCGUCACCAUGAAGAGCUAUAUCCCCCUUAUCGCCCUCGCGGCCGGCGUAGAGGCCACUUUCAAGAAGGCUCCUGCUUUCACCUGCCCCGAGAACAUCGACAACAAGUGUACCCCCAAGCAGCAAUCCGGCUUCGACUGGGCUGAUCUCAUUCCUGGUCCGUUCGCCAACUACGGAGACUUCACCUUCAAGGGCUUCGAGUGCGGCAGUGACGGAAACAAGGGUCGUUUCGACUCUCGCCCCGGCAGCGGCAAGUUCAUUGGUGCCCGAGUUCGACUGUGA
Podospora pseudocomata is the source of this 1213-nucleotide messenger RNA. RefSeq lists its product as uncharacterized. Bases 941 to 1213 code for a protein of 90 amino acids. NCBI's taxonomy places the organism in Eukaryota, Fungi, Ascomycota, Sordariomycetes, Sordariales, Podosporaceae. The record is from RefSeq and is a predicted model, not a curated record. The transcript has 4 exons.